AAGGGUUAUAUCUAGCGUUCCUAUUGUUUAUAAUAGCUAGCCAUGCAACAUGUGGCUUCUUUGGUGUCCACUCUUUCAGAAAUAUUCAUAAUUGCGAUAGCACAUCACCCCUCAACAUGUCUAGAACUUUGGGUUGGAAGUCAUUAUCACGAGUAGGAAAAUUUGUAGUGCUUGUUGCUGGAACGGCACUUGCCCUUGCAUUGACGCAGGGAAUAGCGUCAAUAUCUCCUCCAAUUGCUUUCCAUCUCGAUACGCCUUCUAUAACCCAUGCCAGCCCACAAAGCUCUUCCAGCACGACUCCAAUUAAUACUGCCUCUCCAAUUGUCACAGAGCCGGUGGACGCCUCCCCGAAGCCAAAAUACGCCUUUGCAACAAUAAUCACUGGAGAAGGGGACGCUGAGACGGAGGUCAAGGAUGCCUAUUUCACGGCAACACGACUACUCACCUACCAACUUCUCUACAGCCCCCAAACAAAGUCGCGCGCAAGUCAUAUCCCUUUCCUUGUUCUGGUGACGAAGGAUAUACCGCAAGAGCAACGGGACAUCCUUUCAAAGGAGGGUGCUACAGUUAUUCCAGCUGAAACCCUUGAACGAGAAUGGAUCCACCCAAAAUGGAGUCGCUGGGUCGAUGUUCUUGCAAAGCUGAACUUAUGGAGGCUUACUGAGUUUGAGAAGAUCGCGUUUAUGGACGCUGAUAGUAUUAUUCUCCAUCCUUUAGAUGAUAUCUUCACCGACCCCACCACGGAUAUCCAACAAACCGCACCCGAUCGAGAAGGCGUGGAUGGUAACAUGAACAUUACUGUUCCUCUGCCCGAAACAUACCUCCUCUCCGGUAUCCAUGAUCGGUGGGUGGAGAUGGCACUGCCUCCGGUCCCCGGGAAAGAAUUCUACGUGGUAAACAAUUAUAUGAACGCAGGCUUUUUCGUCUGCUCGCCCUCCGAGCUACUCUUUGACUACUAUGUUUCCCUUCUCGAUACACCGGACCGGUUCGAUGCAUCGUACCCCGAACAGAAUCUUCUGAACUUUGCUCAUAAAACAGACAGCCGGAUGCCUUGGCGGGAGUUGGGACCUGGUUGGAAUCAUAAGCCGAUAGCGGUUAGUAAAGAUGAUUUGGAUAACUUCAAGUCCCUCCACCAGAAAUGGUGGCGCCCGAUCGCGGACAAGGAUGCUGCUGAGUAUAUUCGGAAUACCGUACAAGAGAUGGAAGACUUUUUCCAACACUGGACAAUAUAAUGAAUUAUUAUGCCCCCUCUAGGAACGUCCACUGUGCUAUAAUGUAUAUAAACUGUUUGAUUUGAUUCUGUACUGCUAUAGAGAUAUACCUAUGUACAUUGUUUAAUAUACGGGGCGGGCCGUACGGACCUACUCGUCCGUGAACAACAUUCUAUUAACAGUAUCAAGCACACCAAGGCAGCUUCAGGAAGGAAUAGGUGAAUCAACUAAGGAGGUAAGAUAAACAAAAGGGGAGUGGAGAGAAGACGUGUGGGAUGGAACGGGAGAUACGGAGUACUG
Aspergillus caelatus is the source of this 1511-nucleotide messenger RNA. RefSeq names its product putative glycosyl transferase family 8 family. Gene Ontology annotation, molecular function: glycosyltransferase activity. Lineage: Eukaryota; Fungi; Ascomycota; Eurotiomycetes; Eurotiales; Aspergillaceae. The transcript has a single exon. Bases 117 to 1232 code for a protein of 371 amino acids. The record is from RefSeq and is a predicted model, not a curated record. Gene Ontology annotation, biological process: protein N-linked glycosylation.